This is a messenger RNA of Elgaria multicarinata webbii, 2808 nucleotides long. RefSeq names its product catenin alpha 3 (gene CTNNA3). The record is from RefSeq and is a predicted model, not a curated record. The transcript has 18 exons. The coding region runs from base 124 to 2808 and encodes 894 amino acids. NCBI's taxonomy places the organism in Eukaryota, Metazoa, Chordata, Lepidosauria, Squamata, Anguidae. Gene Ontology annotation, molecular function: cadherin binding; beta-catenin binding; actin filament binding. Gene Ontology annotation, biological process: cell-cell adhesion; cell migration. Gene Ontology annotation, cellular component: adherens junction; fascia adherens.
UGUAUGAUAAGCCAAGUAGCGAGUUAUAAUAACGGCACUGAACUUCCAAACUCUGGAAGAAUCCUUGCUUAGGCAUUGACUCAAGGCUUGCAUGUCGACUGCUUGUAUUCUGAAAUAGGUAAAAUGGCAUCAGCAGUCCCACAUGUGAAAAUUGAUCCAUGGAAUCUGCAGAUUCAGACACGUACUGUGGAAAAGUUGCUGGAACCCCUCAUAAUUCAGGUGACCACAUUAGUGAAUUGCCCUCAAAACCCUUCUAACAAGAAAAAAGGAUGUUCCAAACGAGCCCGCGUCAUCCUUGCUUCUGUGGAAGAAGCGACCUGGAACUUACUGGACAAAGGGGAGAAAAUUGCGAAGGAGGCCCCUGUGUUGAUGGAAGAACUUAACGCUGCACUUCGAGAUGUUCGUAAAGAAAGUGAAGCUUUAAGGAUCACAGCGAAAAAAUUCACAGAUGAUCCUUGUUAUUUGCCUAAAAGGGAGGCAGUCGUCCAAGUAGCACGUGCUCUCUUGGCUGCUGUUACAAGACUUCUUAUUCUGGCUGAUAUGAUUGAUGUCUCAUACCUGUUGCAACAUCUAACCACGGUUCAGAGAAUGCUUGUGUCUCUUCAGAAUAUAUCUAGUAAAUCUGAACUGCAGAAAACAUAUAAAAUUCUUCAGAAAGAGUUGAAAAAACUGGAUCAUUUGGCAUACAAGCGACAACAGGAUUUAAAAUCUAACCAUCAACGAGAUGGCAUUGCAGCGGCACGGGCGUCUCUGAAGAAAAAUUCGCCUCUUCUGCACUCAAUUUGCUCUGCUUGUUUGGAACAUUCAGACAUUGCAUCUCUUGCAGCCAGCAAGGACGCGGUGUGUAAUGAAAUACAGAACGCCCUUGAUGUGAUUUCUAAUGCUUCUCAAGGAAUUGGAAAUGAAAAGGUGCAACCCAUCUCACAGUCGGCUACUCUCGGAAGUGCCCUCGAUGAACUUGAGAAUUUAGUUGCCUUGGAUCCUCUUACUGUGAAUGAAGACAAAAUAAGGCCAUCGCUAGAAAAGCGUUUAGAAGGAAUUAUCAGUGGAGCUGCUUUAUUAGCAGAUUCUUCCUGCACACGUGAUGUUCACCGCGAGCGCAUCAUCACUGAGUGCAAUGCUAUUCGCCAAGCUCUCCAAGAUCUCCUUUCAGAAUACAUGAAUAAUGCUGACAAAAAAGAAAAGAGCAGUGCCUUGAAUAUUGCGAUAGAUAAUAUGUGCAAGAAGACAAGAGACCUCCGCAGGCAGCUUCGCAAAGCUAUCAUUGAUCAUAUCUCAGACUCCUUCUUGGACACGACUAUUCCACUCCUAGUGCUCACUGAAGCUGCUAAAAGUGGACGAGAAAAGGAAAUAAAGGAAUAUGCUGCCAUAUUUAAAGAGCACACAUGCAGACUUAUUGAGGUGGCCAGUCUUGCUUGCUCAGUAUCAACAAAUGAAGAAGGAAUUAGGAUUGUCCAAACAGCAGCCAGUCAAAUGGAGACUUUGUGCCCUCAGGUUAUCAACGCGGCUUUAGCUCUUGCAGCCAGACCCAAAAGCCAGGUGGUGAAAAGCAACAUGGAAAUGUAUAAAACCACAUGGGAAAAUCACAUACGUGUGCUCACUGAAGCUGUGGAUGACAUUACAAGCAUUGACGACUUCCUUGCUGUAUCAGAAAGUCAUAUCCUUGAGGACGUAAACAGGUGCAUCAUUGCCCUCAGAGAGCAGGACGCCGAUGAUUUAGAUCGCGCAGCUGGUGCCAUCCGAGGGCGUGCGGCGAGAGUGGCGCACAUUGUUUCUGGCGAGAUGGACAAUUACGAGACUGGCACUUACACUGAAGGAGUGAUGAGAAACGUGCAGUAUCUUACAAAUGCCGUGAUUCCAGCAUUUAUUACUCAAGUCAACAUGGCACUUGAAAAUUUAAGCAGGAAUACGAUCCAUCUGUUUGAUGACAAUCAGUUUGUUGAUAUCUCUAAGAAGGUCUACGAUACAAUCCAUGACAUUAGAUGUUCAGUUAUGAUGAUUCGGACCCCAGAAGAACUAGAAGAUGUAUCUGAUCUUGAAGAUGACCAUGAUGCACGCAGCCGCACAAGUAAUCAAACUGAAGGGAAAACUGAUAGGGCAAAGAUGACUCAAUUGCCAGAGGCGGAGAAAGAAAAGAUAGCUGAACAAGUGGCUGAUUUUAAGAAAGUCAAGAGUAAGCUUGAUGCAGAGAUUGAAAUAUGGGAUGAUACUAGCAAUGACAUCAUCGUUCUGGCUAAACGGAUGUGUGUGAUUAUGAUGGAGAUGACAGACUUCACAAGGGGUAGAGGUCCACUGAAAAAUACAUCAGAUGUGAUUAAUGCAGCAAAAAUGAUCUCUGAGUCAGGAUCGAGGAUGGAUAUUCUUGCAAGGCUCAUUUCUAACCAGUGCCUAGACGUGUCAUGCAAGCAGGACUUAUUGGCUUAUCUGGAACAGAUCAAACUGUAUUCUCACCAGCUCAAAAUCUGCAGUCAAGUUAAAGCUGAAAUCCAGAAUUUAGGUGGAGAGCUCAUCAUGUCAGCAUUGGAUAGCGUGACUUCACUAAUUCAGGCUGCCAAAAACCUGAUGAAUGCUGUGGUGCAGACAGUGAAGAUGUCCUAUAUCGCCUCUACGAAGAUUAUCAGAAUUCAAAGUCCUGCUGGCCCACGACACCCCGUGGUGAUGUGGCGGAUGAAGGCGCCAGAAAAAAAGCCUUUGAUUAAGAGAGAGAAGCCGGAGGAAAUCUAUGCAGCUGUCAGGAAAGGUUCGGCUAAGAAGAAAAUCCAUCCUGUUCAAAUCAUGAGUGAAUUCAGAGGAAGAGAAAUAAACUGA